GAACUCCAAGCCAGCAGCAGCAGCUCUCAGUCUCUCACAUGGCCACACAUGCCCACGGCCACGGCCCUCUUAUCCGCAGAGCACUGGCAGUGGAGGGAUUAUUACAAAUCAUCGAGCUCCACCAACCACAGGCGGCACUCACCACCACUUCACCGCUGACCAGCCGGCCACCGGAGUUCCUGCCGCGACCGCGAAUCCGGCGCAAUGGCCGCGGCGGCGAUGGGCCUCCUGCGUGAGCUCCUGCGAACCACGGGCACCCGCCGGCUCUGCGGCACGGCCGUGGGCGUGGCGGCGGGCUUCCUCAGCGCCGCGACCGUCGCGUCGGCGUCCGACGGCGCCGCCUGCCCGGCCUACCCGUGGUCACCACAGGACGGGGCGCGUGGCGGGCACAAGGUGUUCAUGCAGCACGACUGCGCGGCGUGCCACUCCGGCCUGCCGUACGCCGGCCUCGCCGACGAGGCCCUGGUGGCCGGAGGCGAGGUGGAAGCCCAGGCGGCCGAGAUCGUCGUCGUCCACGACCACGAGGAGGCGGCGACGGCGCUGGCGGCGACGCUCCAUGGCGGGGCCUGCCCGCCGGACCUCUCCGUCAUCACCAAAAUGCUGGAAGUGCUGCGCCACGGCGACCUGUACAACAACGCCGACGAGAUCAAGAAGCCGGUGGCGCUGCCUUCUCCUGUCUGGCUGCAGUUUCUUCAGCCGUACAUGAGGAUUCCCCAGGCAGCCUGAAAUGCCAGAUUCUCACUAUUUAGAAGAACCCAGCUCCGCUGCAAUGUCAGUGUGCGAUGUUCAUGUGUGAAAAUAACAUUUGGAUCUGUGUAGGAUGAUCCUCUAUUUGUGUAUUGAAAUGAAACCUAUCCUACCACACCACUAUGUUAUGUACUCUGGUCUUUGCUA
Sorghum bicolor (sorghum) is the source of this 894-nucleotide messenger RNA. Its product is annotated as cytochrome c1-2, heme protein, mitochondrial. Gene Ontology annotation, molecular function: heme binding; electron transfer activity. The record is from RefSeq and is a predicted model, not a curated record. The coding region runs from base 205 to 726 and encodes 173 amino acids. The transcript has 3 exons. NCBI's taxonomy places the organism in Eukaryota, Viridiplantae, Streptophyta, Magnoliopsida, Poales, Poaceae.